UAAUAGCGUCGAGUUCCCGCGGAUAACGGACGCCGCCGGCCACUGCACCAGUCAGACCAGCGCCGCGCCGCGCAUCGCCGCACUCAGAACAGUCCGAGCCCCCCGUCCCGCCGACAUGGCCCCCCGCGAGGCGCAGGACAACGGCGAGGCCCGCGCGUCCACCCUGCCGGGCCUGUGGAAGUACCCGAGCCACCGGGAGAGCGACGGCGCCGUCACGGGGCCGUCGUACCUGGACAGCCGGCGGCGAGACGAUGGCGCCGAGGGCCUGUGGCGGGUGCACGACAAGCUGUACGACCUCGAGCCGUUCGUCCAGCGUCACCCCGGCGGCGAGCACUGGCUGCGCUCCACCAAGGGCAUGGACAUCACGGAGCUGUUCGAGAGCCACCACGUGACGGGGCGCGCGCCCGAGGUGCUGGCCCGCCACUGGGUGCGGGACGCGACGCAGCCCCGCAACUCGCCGUACACGUUCCUGGAGGACGGCUUCUACCGCACGCUCAAGCGGCGCGCCGCGCCCGUGCUGGCCGCCACGCCCGACCCGGGCGUCGCGCCGCGCUUCAACGACGCGCUGGUGGCCGCGUCGUUGGCGUGCGCGGGGCUGGGCGCGGCCGUCCCCGGCGCCGCGGGCUGGCUGAUCGUGGCGCUGGCCGGCGUGCUCGUGUCCUGGUCCGCCGUGUGCGCGCACAACUUCACGCACCGCAGGGAUAACUGGAGGAUGUACUACAAGAGCCUGUGCUUCAUGUCGCUAUCGGACUGGCGAGUGUCACACAUCCUCUCGCACCACAUGUACCCCAACACGCUGCUGGACAUCGAGAUCAGCAUGCACGAGCCGCUGCUGCAGUUCCUGCCCACGCCGGGCAAGCCCCUCAUCUACAAGAUCGCGUCCUUCUUCGUCUUCACCUUCUACGCCGCCACGGCGCUGCUGCUGGGCGUGAGGCACAGGGUGACGCGCCUGCGCCUCGAGGACUUCCUGCCCUUGCUGUACCUGGGCGCCAUGCUCGCGUGUGGCGCUCCGGCGCUGCGGGCGCUCGCCAUGUGGCUCUUCCUCUGUGUCGUCCACAGUCUCGUCUUCCACUUCAUCGGGCUCACGGCCGCGCACCACCACCCCGACAUCUUCCACGACGGCGACGCACCGAGGGGGAACUUUCGUUUAUUUUUGUCUCUUCUUUGUGGGGACGGAGACUAUCUGUGGAGAAAUUUGAAACACACGGUGUUACAUAAAAAAGACUCCACGCUCGAGAGGGAUCGGAGACUUUGUCACAAUAACCUGAUGGCGUCCGUGGCCCUGGUCCUGGCCACGGCCCUGGUCACUCCGGUGUCCCCUUGCACAGGGCCCCCGGCUGCCGCAGCACCAGCUCGCAGGACUCGGGACCGGCUACGGCGCCACCUGCUCUCGCAAAAAGCCCGAGCAACAUUUCAAUAUGUGUUUUUUUUUCCUACUUCUCAUUUGCUUCAUAGUUUGCUUAACGUGUUGUGUAUCAAAUGUCAAUAGUUUUCAUUAUUUUAAGAAAGAAAAAUCCGAAUGUUUGUCAUUA
Frankliniella occidentalis (western flower thrips) is the source of this 1532-nucleotide messenger RNA. Its product is annotated as cytochrome b5-related protein. Lineage: Eukaryota; Metazoa; Arthropoda; Insecta; Thysanoptera; Thripidae. The record is from RefSeq and is a predicted model, not a curated record. Gene Ontology annotation, biological process: lipid metabolic process. Gene Ontology annotation, cellular component: mitochondrion. Gene Ontology annotation, molecular function: heme binding.